Drechmeria coniospora is the source of this 207-nucleotide messenger RNA. RefSeq names its product Ubiquinol-cytochrome C reductase, UQCRX/QCR9-like protein. The transcript is spliced from 3 exons. The coding region runs from base 1 to 207 and encodes 68 amino acids. The record is from RefSeq and is a predicted model, not a curated record. NCBI's taxonomy places the organism in Eukaryota, Fungi, Ascomycota, Sordariomycetes, Hypocreales, Ophiocordycipitaceae. Gene Ontology annotation, biological process: mitochondrial electron transport, ubiquinol to cytochrome c.
AUGAGCCCGUUCGCUAAUACCCAGCGCUGCAGCACCAUCUUCAGGAAGAACUACGCCAUGCUGGCGGUGGUCUUCGGUGCCGGCUUUGCCUUCGAGAUGGGCUUCAACUCCAGCAUGAACAAGAUCUGGGACAACUACAAUCGGGGCCGUCAAUGGAAGGAUAUCCGAAGCAGAUAUGUCGAGGGUGCCGACGAGGACGAGGAGUAA